UUAACAUUCCAAAGGAAGUACUAGAAUGGGACUAUGAUGCUCGAUCUAGAUACGCAGCAUGCGCGAAGAAAGGAACUCAAACAAUGCAUAGAGCUCGUGCAAUGAUUGUUGGUUGUGCGGGAGCUGGAAAAACUACACUUCUUAGGCGACUACAGCGACGAAGUAUUCAAGAGUUACGACAAAUACAGUCGACCGUAGGGCUGGAGGUGUAUGAAAACUUAUUUGAAAUUGACAGGGAUCGUAAAUGUUUAAAAGGUCUGGAGGAAGAUGUUGAUACAGAAAAUAAGCGCCUACUAAGUGUUGUAGAUUUUGCUGGCCAGUGUGCGUAUUACGCCUGUCAUCAAGUCUAUCUCAGUAGAAGAGCUUUUUAUCUUCUUGUGAUCGAUAUGUCAAAAAGGUUUGAUGAAAAAGUUGAUCGAACAUUGUGUGAACAGGAAGGAACCAUGUUUGCAGACUGGACAUUUGGACAAUAUGUCAUUUUUUGGUUGAAAUCUAUCCAUACCUACUGCGAGGAUGACACCCCAGUUGUUACCAUAGCAACCCAUUCUGAUGAAGUGCAAAAUAUG
Messenger RNA from Saccostrea cuccullata (small rock oyster), 566 nucleotides. Its product is annotated as probable serine/threonine-protein kinase pats1. The annotation marks the transcript as partial. The transcript is spliced from 3 exons. The record is from RefSeq and is a predicted model, not a curated record. Lineage: Eukaryota; Metazoa; Mollusca; Bivalvia; Ostreida; Ostreidae.